AUGGUUGCCAUUUCCUCCCCACAUUUUGUAAUAUUCCCCUUCAUGGCUCAAGGCCACACUAUCCCCCUCCUCUACCUUGCUCGCCUUCUCUGGCAGCGCAAUGUCGCUGUCACGGUGUUCACCACCCCAGCUAACUCUCCAUCAAUCCGUGCUACUCUCCAUGACACUGCCAUCUCAAUUAUUGAACUACCUUUCCCAGCACAUGUUGAUGGCAUCCCUCCAGGGGUUGAAAAUACUGAUAAACUUCCAUCCAUGUUACUAUUUGUUCAAUUUGCAAAUGCCACGAAACUCAUGCAGCCACAUUUUGAGAAGGCACUUGAAGAUCUCAAACCCGUUGGCUGCAUAAUAUCUGAUGGAUUUCUAGGAUGGACUCAAGAUUCUGGCGCAAAGCUAGGAUUUCCAAGAAUUGGUUUCUAUGGAAUGAGCUGCUUUGCUACCACCAUGUAUGCGAUUAUUGGCCAAGAAAGGCCACAUGCACUUACUAUGUCACCUGAUGAGCCCUUUUCCAUCCCAAAUUUCCCUAAACUAACCUUGACAAGAAAUGAUUUCAAUCCACCAUUCAAUGAAAUUGAACCAAAAGGUCCAAUGGUUGAGUUCAUUACAGAGCAAAGUAUUGCAAUGGCAAAAAGUUACGGCAUGAUUCUCAACAGCUUCUACAAGCUUGAAGCAGCCUAUAUUGACUUCUGGAACAAAUGCCGUGGACCCAAAGCCUGGUGUGUUGGUCCUCUAGCGGAAGCCAAGCCGCCAGUAUUAUUAGCUGAAGAAUCUGCAAAGCCAAAGUGGAGGCACUGGCUUGACAAAAAAUUGCACAAUGGAAAGUCAGUUUUGUACGUGGCAUUUGGAACUCAGGCUGAAGUAUCCCAAGAGCAACUGCUUGAAAUUGCAAAUGGUCUAGAACAAUCUAAGGUGAAUUUCUUGUGGGUCAUAAAAUCAAAACGGCUGGAGAUCUUGCAAGGGUUUGAAGAAAGGGUGAAGGAUAGAGGGAUCAUAGUGAAAGAAUGGGUAGAUCAGAUGGAGAUACUUAGGCACGAGAGUGUAAAAGGGUUCUUGAGCCAUUGUGGAUGGAACUCAGUUACUGAAAGCAUGUCAGCUGGCGUGCCCAUCUUGGCGAUGCCAUUCAUGGCUGAGCAACAUCUGAAUGCAAGACUUGUAUCGGAGGAGGUUGGUGUAGGCCUGAGAAUUAUGCCAUGCAAUGGAUCAGUAAGGGGCUUUGUCAAGUCAUCGGAAGUGGAGAAGAGAGUGAAAGAACUGAUGCAAGGAACAAAGGGGGAGGCGGUAAGGAAAAAGAUGGAAGAGGUUGGAGAAGCUGCUUGUGAUGCAAUGAGAGAAGGUGGUUCCUCAUGGGAAACUCUAGAUCAACUCAUCCAUGAUAUAAGUAACUACACAAGAUUAACUCCUCUUAAUCAUGGAUUGGUAAGUGAACUUGGGACAGUUUCAGUUAGUUAA
Messenger RNA from Coffea eugenioides, 1446 nucleotides. Its product is annotated as UDP-glycosyltransferase 90A1-like. Bases 1 to 1446 code for a protein of 481 amino acids. The transcript has a single exon. Gene Ontology annotation, molecular function: UDP-glycosyltransferase activity. NCBI's taxonomy places the organism in Eukaryota, Viridiplantae, Streptophyta, Magnoliopsida, Gentianales, Rubiaceae. The record is from RefSeq and is a predicted model, not a curated record.